Messenger RNA from Penaeus indicus, 1869 nucleotides. RefSeq lists its product as uncharacterized. The transcript is spliced from 5 exons. Lineage: Eukaryota; Metazoa; Arthropoda; Malacostraca; Decapoda; Penaeidae. The record is from RefSeq and is a predicted model, not a curated record. Bases 29 to 1312 code for a protein of 427 amino acids.
GUCAAGGAGCUCGAAGCACUGUGCCGCGAUGACGGAAGCUGCCGACCCGCGCAGCCUGAUCACCGAGCGCCACAUCCUGACGGCGCUGACGAAGGACCAAGGCCAAGAUGCUCGCCUUGUCUCCUGGAACCUCGAGGACUUCACCAAAAGGGGCGACAACUACGCCUCCUUCGUCACGUCGGUCAAGGUCCACUUCACGCUCUCGGGCUCCUCGAGGGAAACGUCCUACGUCGCCAAGACUAACCCUCGAAGGAGCAUCAAGGCCCUGGAGGCCAUGAUGAGAUCUCACUUCCGGCGCGAGGAGGUGUUCUACGCGACCUUGAAGCCGAUGCUGGACGAGGAGUUGCGGCGGCUGGGAGGAGGGCGGCUGCGAGUGCCGCAGUGCCACCACAGUUCCCUGGAGGAGUCUCGGGAACUGCUUCUGCUGGAGGACCUCAGGACUCGCGCCUUCAGGAUGCACGACCGUCGCAAGGGCCUGGACUUGCCUCACGCCCUCCUGGUGGUGCAAGAAAUCGCCCGGUUACACGCAGCCUCCCGCCUCCUGCAGAAGGCGCUGUCGUCGGAUCCUCUCGCCGCCAGAUACCCCCCCUUUAGUAGGCGAUGGAUGGAGGAAGCGCCCGAGAGGGAGGUUUUCUCCGCCCUCUUCGCCGGUCACCUGGAGGGCGCGGCCAUCCUGGCGGAGAAGGAAGGCGGGCACUACGCACGCGUGGCACCCUGGCUCCGGGAGGUCAAGGGAGGCAUCGUGGACCUCCUGGCGGGGGAGUUGGCACGGUAUUCCCCCGAGUUCUCCGUCCUCGUCCACAACGACUGCUGGACCAAUAAUGUUCUCUUUAGGUACGACGCCCGCGGCCGGCCCUGCUCCGCGGCGCUCCUCGACUUCCAGAUGGCCACGAUGUCGUCACCGGCCAUCGACAUCCUCUACUUCCUGUACACGAGCCUAGACGAGAGAGCCAGGAAAGCCCACCAGCAGGAGCUUCUCUCCGCCUACUACGCCACCUUCAGCGAGGUCCUCCGAAAGGGCGAAGUGCAGGUCCCCUUCUGCCUCGAGGAACUGCGCCACGAAUGUCGUCGGAAGAUCGUCUUCGGGUGUUUGAUGGGCCUCAUCAUCCUGCCGGCGGCGCUGAGCGAGUGUGAGGACUGCAUCGCUGAUCCCGACGCCCUCACGGAAGCCACGAUGGACGACUACACGCGGCAGCAGAGGGAAAGCCUGAUGAGUUUGGACUCCGGCAGCGCCACCUUCAGGAGCCGCUUCCUCGCCAUUUUCGAAGACUUGUUAGAGACGGUUGUUGAGAAUGCUUCCUCAAAUCCCUAAGAGUAGAAGAUAUUAAAAAAAAAGAAACACUAUGUGCAAAAUAGAGUUUAGGAAGGAUGGAGACAACAGUUUCAAAGCCCAGUUGGACUUUCUUUUCCGUUCUGAUCCUCCAAAGCUGCUGUCUCAUCUCUAAGUAAAGUGGGCUGUGUAUAGUAGAGAUUUCUAAAUUUCAUCGACAUGGUAUAGAGUUGUGUAAUUCAUCAUACUCUUUAUAUCUCUCUAUUCUCUAUAAGUUAUUUUCUUUUCUAACUCUCCGUCUCUCUCUCUCUAGCUCCAUUCCUCUCUCUCUCUCUCUCUAGCUCCAUUCCUGUCUCCCACUCUCUCUCUCUCUCUCUCUCUCUCUCUCUCUCUCUCUCUCUCUCUCUCUCUCUCUCCCUCUCUCUCUUUUUUUUCUUUUUAGACUGUAGCCUCCUAGGAAUAGUGACGUAACCGGAUAUGUUUGCAUUACAGAUAUAAUGUGUGCAUUUCUCCUUAUCGUGAUUUAGAGGCAAAUGUAUUGAAAUAAAAAUGUCAGGAAGUUUUUAGAAAUCUUUUAUCUUUUCAAGUCUGCAUAUAGA